Messenger RNA from Drepanopeziza brunnea f. sp. 'multigermtubi' MB_m1, 687 nucleotides. RefSeq lists its product as uncharacterized. Gene Ontology annotation, cellular component: mitochondrion; membrane. Gene Ontology annotation, biological process: mitochondrial respiratory chain complex I assembly. The record is from RefSeq and is a predicted model, not a curated record. Lineage: Eukaryota; Fungi; Ascomycota; Leotiomycetes; Helotiales; Drepanopezizaceae.
AUGUCGUCCAAAACUCCAAGCACUUUCACACAAGCUUGGUACAGAUGGAAAGCAUUGAAGUUGCCAUGGCGGAAACGGUUCCUCGUCGGUUUCGACCUUCAAGGCAACUCUUUCUGGGAGUUCCGCGACACGCUCUCUUCGCAUAAGCACCGCAUGCGACGAAUCGUGAAAUUCCCCUCCACGACGCAGUACAGCGAGAUCAGGAUCUCGCCACAGUGGCACCAGUGGCUGCGACACACGCGAUCGGAACCCCCAUCCCUUACGGAACAGUCGCAGGACGUGGUGCGGCAGCGGAACCUGAAGAUUCUGGCUGCACAAGCAGAUGCGAGGUGGGCUGCCAAACCUAGCUUUCUGGAUACGCCGGAGAGGAGCCAACCGUUGCCUGCGAUGGAGGUCAAGGAUCCGGGGGGCUACGAGUCUGUGCAGGAGAGGAGGGAGGCAGUCGGGGUACAGGAGACGGAAGAAGGCAAUGUGCAGACAGGCGAGGAGGCGAUGAGAAUGCAGGUUCCGGACGGGACAAGGCACGAUUUCAGAAAGACACCGGAACCGGAAAAUAAGAGAAUUGAGGAUGAGAAAGCGCCGAAGAAAGAAUUAAAGAAAGAAGAUCCUUGGAAGAAGGCUCGCGGUGGACCGAGUGAGGAGUGGCAGCCGCAGACAUGGGGUGGGAAUGUUUCGGCAAGGAGGUGA